Molecule: messenger RNA, 474 nt
Organism: Linnemannia hyalina
Lineage: Eukaryota; Fungi; Mortierellomycota; Mortierellomycetes; Mortierellales; Mortierellaceae
Source: the annotation of a GenBank genome assembly
AUGGCGUACAGUUUCGAUCCGAACUAUCCUCAGCAAGCACGACAGACUGUACUGCGCGGCAUUGAGAGAUGGAACCAAGUUUUGGGCGACUGUCUCCCGCUUCAGCCAAGAAGAGCCGGCGAUCGCGACUAUAUCAACGUUUUUAAUGGCGGAGGCUGGCAGAGUCAGUUUACAAAAGAAUCCUCCAGAGACAUCGGGAAAUAUACAGACUACGACAUUUACUCGAUCAUGCACUACUCCUACCGUCAUCCGAGCUGGUCCAUCAACAAUCGACCCGGUUUCACCUCAAAGAUCCCAAAUGUCGACUACAGCAGGAUCGGGACCGGAGACGACUUCACCCAGAGCGAUGUGCUCGCUAUCAGACGGAUGUACAAAUGCCCAGCGCGCAAAUUUAACACUAUCGUCAACAACAACAACAGCAACAACCGCAAUGGAACCAAGGAUAGAAAGCCCAUUCUCUGUUCCAACGUGUAG